This is a messenger RNA of Soboliphyme baturini, 213 nucleotides long. NCBI's taxonomy places the organism in Eukaryota, Metazoa, Nematoda, Enoplea, Dioctophymatida, Soboliphymatidae. The record is from the annotation of a GenBank genome assembly.
AUGGGCAUGUACUUCGUGUCGUCAGUGUUACUGAUACGUAUGAGUAUGCCACCAGAAUAUAGGUCGAUGAUCACCGUUGUGCUAGGGGAUUUACAGUUCAGUUUCUAUCAUCGAUGGUUUGACGUCAUCUUUUUGAUCAGCGCCCUUUCCAGCAUAGGCUUUUUGUACAUUGCUCACAAGCACCAAGCACCGGAGAAGAACGCGACGCUGUGA